CGGGGACGUCAUUGUUCCCCGACACGGACAAGCCGGAGCUGCAGGAGAGGCCGGGCUGAGGCGAGCGGGACCCGGCGGCGCCCAGCCAGAGAUGAACAAUGACCAUAGUUGACAAAGUAUCUGAGUCCUCCAACCCUUCCGCUUGUCAGAAGCAGCCUUUUACCUCUCUGGUAUCGGCUUCUGGAGAUAUGGACUCGGGCUCUGCAGGAUGGGGUGCUGUGUCUUCUCUGGAAGCUCCAAAACACAAAAUCUCCUUGGGACCAGUGCCAGGAGCUGCCGUUUAUUCUAAUUCAUCCGUUCCUGAUAAAUCCAAACCCUCCGCUCAGAAAGACCUAUCUGUCGGUGAUGGCAUUGCAGCACCACAGAAGGUCCUCUUUCCAGCAGAGAAGGUGUGCCUGAAAUGGCAAAAAACGCACAGAGUUGGAGCUGGCCUCCAAAACCUCGGCAACACUUGUUUCCUCAACUCCGCUCUGCAGUGUCUGACCUACACGCCUCCUCUGGCCAACUACAUGCUCUCCCACGAACACUCCAAAACUUGUCACGAGCAAGGAUUCUGUAUGAUGUGUACCAUGCAAGCUCACAUCACCCAAGCCCUUUCCAACUCUGGCAACAUCAUCAAACCAAUGGCUGUCAUCAACGACCUCAGACGGAUAGCAAAACAUUUUCGUUUUGGAAAUCAGGAAGAUGCACAUGAAUUCCUUCGCUAUACUGUUGAUGCUAUGCAGAAAGCAUGUCUGAACGGAAGCAACAAGUUGGACAGACACACCCAAGCCACUACACUCAUUUAUCAAAUAUUUGGAGGAUAUCUGAGAUCUAGAGUAAAGUGCAUGAACUGCAAAGGAGUUUCUGAUACUUUUGAUCCCUACCUUGAUAUUCCAUUGGAGAUAAAGACAGCUCAAAGUGUUAACAAAGCUCUGGAGCAGUUUGUCAAACCAGAACAACUGGAUGGUGAAAACGCUUAUAAAUGUAGCAAGUGUAAAAAAAUGGUUCCCGCCUCAAAGAGAUUUACAAUACAUCGGUCUUCAAAUGUUCUCACUUUAUCCCUGAAACGGUUUGCAAAUUUCAGCGGUGGAAAAAUUACAAAGGAAGUGAAAUAUCUCGAAUAUUUGGAUAUCCGCCCGUACAUGUCCCAGCCAAAUGGAGAGCCGAUUAUUUAUGUGUUAUAUGCAGUCUUGGUGCACACAGGCUUCAGCUGUCAUGCAGGACAUUACUACUGUUACAUCAAGGCCAGUAAUGGGCAGUGGUACCAGAUGAACGAUUCCAUUGUCUCCAACAGUGAUAUCCGAUCUGUUUUGAAUCAGCAAGCUUAUGUGCUUUUUUAUAUCAGGUCCCACGAUGUGAAGAACGGCGGUGAGCAUAUUCAUUCCAUUCACACCCCAGGGCAGUCUUCUCCUCGACCAGUUAUCAACCAGCGGGUGGUGAAUAAUAAGCAAACAGCACCGGGUUUUAUAGGGCCGCAGCUUCCUCCACACAUGAUGAAGAAUUCAAAUCAUCUGAAUGGAACUGGAUCGCUGAAGGAAACGCCCAGCAGUUCCGUGGCGAGUCCUAGUAACGCUCCCCUCAACAGGCCGUCUUCUGCCCCACCUGCCACCUCCGUCUCAAACUGGACAAUUAACAGACCGACAACGGCCGCUGCUCCCGACCCUUCCAAAAAGCAGAAAAUAACCAUCAGUAUUAACAAGCUGUCUGCUCGCCAAACUGCCGCUCACAGCAGCUGCUCCAUGGAGAACCUCAGCAAGCAGGCUCCUUCCUCGACCGUUUCCAGUCCUUCCGCAGUGCAGUCUACCUCAAGCGCAUCCGCCGUCUCGGCUGCUAACAGAAUCCCCAAGCAACAGGCCGUCAGCGAGCCUUGUCCCCUGCCCGUAGUGAAUGGCAAGUCCAAACUGAACUCCAGCACGCUGGUUCCGUAUGGGGCUGAGUCUUCAGAAGACUCUGACGAGGAGCCCAAGGGGCCAGUGAAGGAGAACGGCCACUCCAGGCCUUUCAACGGUGUCCCCACGGGAAGCGCGACAAAUGUUGCAGAAAGCUCCUGCGCAUCCUGUCAUGAUGUCGAAGAGGAGGCACCGCCACACGAGCCUCCAAAAAGCGUUGCUGUCAAUGGUGCUAUUAGUGUUGACGAAGCUCCUAAAGAAAAUGGAUUGCUACUUGAGGAUCCCACUUACCAAGCAAAGCCUGUGAAAUCUGCGGAAAACCCAUUCUCAAAAGCCAACGGAUUGCAUGGGAAAGGACCACUCACCGCUUUGCCCCCUGUCCCUGAAGACAGGAUCUUAGACUCCUUCAGAUACAACCAACUGAAAACCUCGCCACAAGAAAUAAGUGCAAGCGGAACAGAGAAACCCUCCGAAGAAGACGGCUGCUUAGAAACCUUAGACGGUGUUUGCAACAGAGUUUCCAGUGACAUGUCUGGCAAGAUCCCCACCAACCUUAUCAGCAACACCCAGGAUCUCUCAACUUCUUCUGAUCCUGAACCUCUUUCUACCAAAGACAACCUCUGUGAAAGUAUUGCAACAGAAACGCAAAGCUCGCAUCUCAAUAGCAGUGGGCAGUGCAAUCCUCAGUCAAGCUCCUUUGGAGCAGAAGAGGAGAUCCCUACAGAAGGUGACAUGGAAGAUCACCCAGCAAAAACAAGAGGACCAAAAGAAGGGAAAGCAACUUGGAAAAAGAGUCCUGUGCACAUCAGUGGGACGUCUGAGGGAGGAGAAAACUUGGAAAAAAGCCCUUUCAGAAAGUCUGACAGCGAAUGCCGACCUCUAAAGUUUGUCACCUUGAACGUUGUAGAGAAAAGUCAAGAAAUGCAGGAUGGUGUGAAGAAUUCUGUAGGUGCCCUGCUCCCGGAGGAUGCUUCCAUUGCACGGCCUGAUGCAGGGACAGGGAAUCAGAGCUCAAAGGAUGAUGAUGGGCUGGGAGGAAGAAAUGAGAGCCUCGGAGGAAACACAGAAGGGCAGGAGCCAAAGUCUCAUUCUCCAUCGGAGGAAAAAGUUUGCACCACUAGAAAAACUGACAAAGAGCACUACCGUAGCAAGAGAGACCGCUCAGAGAGCGAAGAGAGGGAGGCCAGCCACAGCCAAACCGAUGGGCAUUACUACAAGAAAAGGCGUUCCUAUAGCAGAGAGAGAACGAAGCAGGAAUAUUCAAGACGAGAAUACUGCAAUGGAAAUAAAUACCGAUUCCCCUUGAGCCCUGAACCUGGGAGAAGUAUAGGAAAAUACCCCCAUUCCCGAUCCCGCAGCAGAGGGAAAACCGACCCUGAAAGGAAACGGUAUUGCGCCUGGAAAGGAGAGCCAUCAUGGAGCAGACUGGGUUAUCAUCAAGAUAUCCCGAGGAGAUGGGAAAAAUACCGACCCAAUAGUUAUUAUUAUUCUUCACACAUAGCAAGGAGUAGCCAGGAUAGAAAAUUCUGUCAUGGCGAGAGGGACUACAAUAAAUCGAGUCAUAGUUACAACAAACCAUAUAAAGAUUAUUCUUACAAAAGCAGAUGGACUUAUGACCCAGCAAUGAAGGAAAGAGAGAGGUACCAUGUCAGCAGUACCAAAACAGACACGUACCGCUGUCCAGUUACCUCCCAGCACCUGGAAAAAUAUCCCCGUGAGAAAGAUAUACCCCUGCCUGAGGAACAUAGUUUGCAUCUGGAGACUGAAGAUCUGAAAGAGAGAAAAAAGAAAUGCCCCAGCCCAGAGGGCAGCGACAGCAGCUCCGAAAAGAAAUGCCGGAGGAGCUCUCCAAGUGAGCCUCUUGAGGAGCAGAAAACCAGAAAGCACAAGAAGUCGAAGAAGAAAAAGAAGUCAAAAGACAAACAGAGAGAAAGAGAUCACAGGCAUCACCAGGACUCAGACCCCUCUGUCUCAGGCUCGGAGGGAGAGACCCACAAACACAAGAAGAAGAAGAAGAAAAAGAAGAAGCGUGCAAAGAGAUCUGAAAGUUGUGACGAACCUUUAGCACCCCACGUCCCGAAGCCAGCCAGCAUGGAAGCCAACGCCCUUAAAACCUGGGAGACAGCUGAAGCUUCAUCUGGGGCUUGUCACAAACGUGGCAGACAACCCCAAGAUGGAGUGGCUGCGGCUUGCUGGAAAUCAAAGUGCAUAGAAGGUGGCGACAGAGGAGACUCCUGCUUCUCUACAGAUCAUCAAGUAGCUAUUACAGAGACACCUUCUCAUAAAAACCACAGUUGGACAGCCCCUAGAUCUUCAAGUAACAACUUUCCAUAUAAAGAGGAAACAAGAUGGUGAGCGAGGAGACAUCCUUGGAGGAAAUUCUCACUAGCUACAGGACAACAACGCCUACUCAGAGCGGUAAAAUGCCCUGUGAGGUGGGUGGGGCUGAGAGAGCUCCUAGAAGCUGUGACUGACCCAAGGUCACCCAGCUGGCUUCAAGUGGAGGAGUGGGGAAUUAAACCCGGCUCUCCGGAUUGGAGUCCAGCGCUCUUAACCACUAUACAUCAUGAGAUGGUAAGAUAGUACAUGGGGGGUGGGGUAUUGAUUUCAGGAAAGAGAGACCAAAAGAUAAGGGUGAACAAACUGCAGGCUCUUGAAAUCAAGCUGCUAUAAUCUAUUUCUAGGACAUGGUUUUUAAUCAGAGAAAAUACAUUCGAUUUGCCUAUCUCAAAAAUAUUAUCAAUCAAUAUUCCAACUAUCAUCAGUUUCUCAUCCAAGGCUUUCAUCCAAGUCGGUUGGUGGGUAUCUGAUUUAGAGCGUUUAACGAACCAUCUUCAGCAUAGAGUAAUUUUAAUCUCAGCUUAAAGGCAUAUAGCCAUGCUCUUGCUUCCAAGGAGAGCUGUCCAAAUUCUGCCCGCAACACAACGUUAGACACACAACAGAGGAUAUUCAAAAUUUUCCUAAGAAAUUGUGCUAAGGAUUUGUUGAUAGUAUCAGAGAGAGCUUUAAUUAAAAUGCUGAGCUAUAAAGAAUAAUGGGGACGACUUUCAGAUUAAAAAGUUGCACCGCUCCAGAAAUAUACUUCCCUCCCCUAUUGUGGAAAAAUCUAUUUAUAGUGUUUGUGCAUGGUUUGGCUUUAUUAAGCGCUGUUCUAAAUUGGGGAGUCCAGGGGAGAUCUGCUGAAAACAGGAUCCCCAAAUAGGAGAAAGUCUUAACUUGCUUAAUAUUGGACCCGUUGAUUGACCGCUGAAAUGGGUUCCAUUUCUUAGUCUUGGUGAAAACUAAGAUCUUAGAUUUCAAGUCGUUGAUCACCAAGCUUUCUCGAGAGCAAUACUUGAAGAAAAAUUCCUGAAUCUUUUGCAGCCCAACCCUAGUUCAAGGAUCAUAGCAUCAUCCUCAUAAAGCAGAAGGUACACCCAGGGCUUUUUUUCAGCAGGAACACGGUGGAACAGAG
Molecule: messenger RNA, 5325 nt
Organism: Eublepharis macularius
Lineage: Eukaryota; Metazoa; Chordata; Lepidosauria; Squamata; Eublepharidae
Gene: USP42
Product: ubiquitin specific peptidase 42
Exons: 19
Coding region: 99-4226 (1375 amino acids)
Biological process (GO): regulation of apoptotic process; protein deubiquitination
Cellular component (GO): nucleus; cytosol
Molecular function (GO): cysteine-type endopeptidase activity; cysteine-type deubiquitinase activity
Source: RefSeq, a predicted model, not a curated record